AUGGCGGAAGCUGCAGCCAAAUCCGUGUUGGGUACGAUCAGUCGGGGACACCUCGAAUGCCCAAUUUGUUGCUGUCGUUUCACCGAUCCCAAGAUACUGGACUGUCUGCACAGCUUCUGCCUGAAAUGCCUUGACAAGCUCAUCAGAGGUCAGCCACCUGGGACAAACGAGAUUAUUUGCCCAGUUUGCAGACGGGGAACUGCGGUGCCAGACACAGGAUUGCAGGGUCUACCCAACUGCUUUUUCCUGAGUUCCCUCGUCGAUGAAUUCAACAAGCAGGAGCGGUUGCUUGGAGACGCGCCAGCGGAUACUCGUACAUGUGAGCAAUGUGACGAUGGUUUAGAAGCCGUCUCGUGGUGCUUAGACUGUGACGGGAACAUCUGUCAGAAAUGUCUGGAUAUGCAUCGGAAGAUGAAAUCUACUAAGAAGCAUCGGAUCGUCAACUUGGAUCAAAGCAGGAGACACGAACCUCUGAUGGAACUUCGGAAGAAAGAUUACCCACAAUGUAACAAGCACGCUCACCACGAACUCUGUUUUUACUGCGAGACAUGUAAAACUUUGGCGUGUGGGAAAUGUGCUGCGUUAGACCAUCGGACAGCGGAGCAUGAAUACAGAGAAGUCGCUGAUGCCAUGCGAUCGUACCGUCAGGAUGUCGGAGAGAUUUUGCAAAGUUUCGACAAGAGCAGAGAGGAAUUCAAAGUCGCCGACAAUUCACUGACGCAUGCCAGGAACAGGUUGAAAAUCAAGGUUGCACGGGCUUGUACAGACAUUACCACUAAAGAGGAAGAAGAGAUUGCAAAGAUCCGAAACAAAUCUCGCCAUCUGAGAGACAAAGUAACACAAAUCGGAAAAGAACGAGAUGACAAGUUCGAUGAAGUGCAGAAAAGCAACCGUGACAAGAUAGAGCGGGCCGAGCAAAUCGUAGCGACAGUUAACGACUUGAUGCAGCAAGCUGACGACUUUGAGCUUUUAGACCUCAAACCGAAGGUGAUGCACAACUUAGAGUUCCAGGAUGAACUCGAAUUUGAGCAGGCACAGCAUGAUCUCUCAUUCAUCGGGGUCAAAUGUCAAGAUGUCGUUGCAGAUACAGACCUCGGUGAAGUACAUCAGGAAGAAAAUUGGCAGUUGAAAGAAGAGUUUGGCGAGAAGGGCGAUGAAGAUGGACAAUUUCAGUGUGCUGCAGGCGUCGCGUGUUUAAGCAAUGGUGAUAUUGCCGUUACUGACAUAAUAAAACAUCAGUUGAUGAUGUUUACUUCCACUGGUGAGUAUAAAACGAUUAUUGGACAGGAGAGGUUGAAAAAACCCCAGGGGGUAGCUGCGGCCUCAGAUGACCUACUUUUGGUAACUGAUGAUGAAAUCCAUGUCAAGGUGUUUGACUCUAGUCUAGAAUUCAUUCGCCAGUUCGCACCAUCACAAAAUGAGGAAGACGAUGAUACAGAUAGUUGGCUCACUGGUAUCGCUGGGGACCAGGGAAAUCGAAUUGCAGUGGCAGACAGCGGAAGAAAGGUGAUAUCCCUCCACAAUUUUAAUGGGUCGUUGAUUACAACCAUGCCAUAUGACGUGUAUGAUUCAUUUGGGGUCAUCGCGCUCAACGAACGCGUGAUCUUCGCAAACUUCUUUGAGAGCAAGUUGAUUUGUACUACCUAUACAGGAGAUGAGGUGUUCAAUGUCAACACUUUAUUGGACGGGGAGCCUGUAGGGCCCUGGGGCGUGUGCUGCGAUGAUGCUGGAGACAUCUAUGUUUCCGUUGGUCUCCAAGGUGGGGGCGGUGAGGUGCACCAUUAUUCACCCGCGGGAGUCUUCAUUGGGCGGGUGGUUUGCGGACUUCACUCUCCCUGCGGUCUGACUUUCACGCCAAGCGGAGACCUGGUGGUGGCUGAUGAGGUCUCUGUCAAGAUCCUCCAGCGGGUGUGAGCGAGCAAGCUCUCUUGUGAUUUAUUUCCUGCCGAAAUUGAACAGCAUAUAAAGCUAAUACCGGAUUGACGCAUUUGGACUGUGUGCUUUUAACGCUGACAAUGUGUGACCAUUCAGCCUCUUUUUCCUCCCUAUAACAUGAUAACAUUUCUGGCAUGGAGACGCAACGGGACCAUCGUUGUCUUGGGUAGCGGAUUCCGUAAUACCGCAGUAAUACCUUAAAUGAGGCUAAGAACAACAAUCAAAUAUGAGUGUGUUGUUGUUUGCUAUGCAUUGUACAUGUAUAACUUCAUGACUUUUACUUAAUAUUAUUUUAACUUUCCUUUUUUUUCUGUACGGGUGAUUAUUUUAUUGGGUUAGUUUUCAUUACCAUUUAAAAUCUUUCAACGUUAUUGUUGUCGUUGAACAUGAUUUCACCGAUUAUAUUGCAUUUUAUGACCCCACCUUGUAAUAAUCGUCCACCACUCUUCAGUUGUGUC
Messenger RNA from Patiria miniata (bat star), 2393 nucleotides. Its product is annotated as tripartite motif-containing protein 3-like. The transcript has a single exon. Bases 1 to 1914 code for a protein of 637 amino acids. Lineage: Eukaryota; Metazoa; Echinodermata; Asteroidea; Valvatida; Asterinidae. The record is from RefSeq and is a predicted model, not a curated record. Gene Ontology annotation, molecular function: ubiquitin-protein transferase activity; protein binding; zinc ion binding. Gene Ontology annotation, cellular component: nucleoplasm; chromatin. Gene Ontology annotation, biological process: positive regulation of DNA-templated transcription.